GCACAAAGACCAGUGUGCAGUCGCAGCAGUCUCCUCCACGCUGUGUGUGCGCAGCGCCUGCACAGAUCGCUCCCAUUUGGAACUUAAGCCCACAUUGCAUGAACCUACGUACCUUUACUGCUGUUUUCUCGGCCGUGAACGACCCUCAUUAUUCCGCUGUGGCUGUUUCAAGCAGAUAGUCCGACCCCGAAAACCGUGGGGACCAGUGAAGAGAGAAGCUGCGGGAGUGGUCUGGAAACCUUUGCCAUCAUGAGCAUGCAAACGGUCAACCUUGAUACCUACAGCCUGUCGCUGCUCACGGCCAAAGAGGACAUCCUCAACACCCGGUCCUCCACUAACUGGGCAUUAUUCACAUAUGCUGGAGCCAGCAACAAGGUCAAACUGGCUGACUCAGGAGUGGGUGGAGUGGCAGAGUUGGCAGGGAAGUUCCAUGUGUCUCAGGCCCAGUAUGGACUGUGCAGAGUGGGAAGCGCGGAGACGGGAGGCCACCGGAUUGUUAUGAUCAGCUGGGUCGGCCAAAAUGUGGAUAAAUACCGGAGGACAGAAUGUGCCAGCCACAUUCCAGCCAUCAAAAACUUUUUCAAGGAAGCACAUGCCUUCAUUAGUGCAGAGACGGUGGAGGAUGUGACGGAGGAGAAGAUAAGAGCAGAGCUCAGCAAAACCCAGGCCCAGGCUCCUGCACAGUGGGUGAGGAGGAGCUCCAGGUCUGUGGACAAGGAGGACAUCGUGGGUACAAACUACAGAAAAACUAACGCUGCAAUGGAGAUGAGACUUAUAAACAGAGACUCCUUCUGGGCACGUGCAGAGCGUGAGGAAGAACAGAGGAAAGAAGAGGAGAGGAGACGAGCAGCGGAGGAGAGACGGCGGCUUGAAAGAGAAAGAGUUUUGAAGGACCGAAAGGAUGCAGAAGAGAGAGACAGAAAGAUGAAUGAGAAACUGCAGAUGAUUGAGGAGCAGAGAAGAAAGCAGGCAGAGCAAGAAGAAGCGUUGCGCAGAAAGGAAAAAUUAAGAUGGGAGCAGCAACAAAUGGAGCAUGAGGAGGACAUGAGGGCUCGUCUUAGAAGGAGUGAAUCCAUAGAGAAGGCAGCAGAGGCAGCAGUAUUAGUGUCCCAACGCUCCAUGAACCCAAGGGAGUUCUUCAGGCAGCUGUCGUCAACAUCACAAAGUCCAACCAGCCCUGGAUCCUCCCGCACUGGCAAACCAUUCAGACGAUACCAGCGCAGCCUGACAGACACAGCUUUCAUCUUCUCUAAAGCAGAAGAGAGCACGGCAUCGUCCCCUCGCAGUUCUCCCCUGGUCUCCCCCUUCUCCCGGGCUCCUCCCUCCCCCUUGUAUCGUGCCACAUCUCCCCCCGCGAGCCUCGAUUUCCGCCCUGUCACCUCUCCACAAAGGCCCAGAGCCCCCAUGACACCGCCCACAUCACCACUUCGCCCUGCCCCUCCAGUUUCAGCCCUGCCUGUUGUGCCACCACCUAAGCACCAAGUUCAGCCUGCUGAUGAGCCCAAAGCUCCAUCACCCACAGAACCUUCUGCGCCUCCAGCCUCCCCUAGUCUCUUGGCUUCCUUGUCCCACAGUUUAGAGAAAAAUAUCCCUUCUCAGUCACAUUCGGAGACUUUCCCUCCUUUACCCCCAAAUACCCCAACUGAGCCAGAGCCCUCAACUUUCUGCUUCGAGCCUGUCCUGGCUCCACAGGCUCCAACAGCUCCUCUUCCUGAGAGACCACAGCCAAACACAGAGCUACAUACAGCCACGCAGAUGCACACUGAGCUGGUCUCAGACACUGGCUACAAAGUCCAGGCUGUACUGAUAGAAGAGGAGGAGGAGGAAGACGAGGUGGAGGAGAACGAGGAAGAUAAGGCCGGAACACAACCGCAGCCUUGUGCCUUCACUACAGAACCAGUCCAGAGAGAAGCGGAGGAGCAGGAGCAGGUGGAGGAGAAGUGCGAGCAGGUGCAGGAGUCAUAUGAGCAGGUGGAGGAGAAGUACGAGCAGGUGGAGGAGAAGUACGAGCAGGUGGAGGAGAAAUACGAGCAGGUGGAGGAGAAGUAUGAGCAGGUGAAGGAGACGUACGAGCAGCAGGAGGAGGAGAAGGACGAGCAGCAGGAGGAGGAGAAGGACGAGCAGCAGGAGGAGGAGAAGGACGAGCAGCGGGAGGAGAAGGAUGAGCAGCAGGAAGAGGAGAAGGAUGAGCAGCAGCAGGAGGAGGAAGAGGAGGAGAAGGAGGAGGAGGGAUUAAAACAAGAGGCUGAACCUCCAUCACUAGAGGAGCCUGUGGAAUUGCUGCAGGAGGAAGAAGAAGAGGCAAAGGACGAUAGAGAGCACAACAACCAAUCAGAAGACAGGAAGACAGAAGAAGACAGAAGCCAGGCCCCUGCUGAACCUGCUGAGCUUUUAGAGAAAGAGGAAGAACCAGCAGUUACAGAUGCUGAACCAAUUUGUCAGGAAAUCAAACACGAGACUGUGGUCCUGUCAAGCAACGGGAUCACAAAUGGAGAUGACACACAGGAACAGAAUGGCAUAGAGCGAUCUUUGAGCCCAUCUGACACUGAACUCAGCUCCCCAGAGCUGGGUGUGUGCUACGAUCUCCGUGGCACAGCAGAGGAAGAUGACAUCAAUGAAGAUAAGGAACAGGAGAUCUCAGAAAAUGGACAAGAGGUUUUAGCCGAGCGACAAAUGUGCGUCCGAGCUCUGUAUGACUACCAAGCAGAGGACGAAUCCGAGAUCUCCUUUGAACCUGGUGACAUCAUCAGGGACGUGGAAACGGUGGACAAAGCCUGGUGGAGAGGGUGGAGCAAAGAUGGCCGACAAGGCUUGUUCCCUGCCAAUUAUGUGGAAACCAUAUAGGCAGACAGACUCACACUAGCACACACACAGACACACACAUACACACACAUACACACACUCAGGGACACCUUCACCCCUCAUCUUCAUGCAUGUUUUUACCUUAAUCCUCCCACAGAAUCUUUGUAUUCUCUAUUUUGUAGAAAGGAUAAAGAAAAAAUGUGACUCUAUUUUGAUGUUCUUUGAUAAAAACAAAAUAUUCUCACAAGUAUGCAGAAAUUACCCUGCCUCAUUUUCUUGGAUGAAAUAGUCGAGACCUUUUCCUGGACCAAAAUAACUUAUUUCCUCUUGAGAUACUGUAGGAAUGUUGGUGGGAGGGAUCAGAUCACAAUGACAAACGAUCACAAACUUGCUUUUCUUAUAAGAAACACAAACAGAUUUUUAGAGUGUAUAGUCUUCCUUUUGAUCCACACAUAUAACAAGCCUUCUAUUCUGCUCACCGUUUGCUUUGUGUGUUACAUUGCUAAAAAUUAAUUUACUGCUCUUGACUGGUAUAUAUAAUCAAGAUACAUGUAUCACCCAUCAACAUAUAAUCAUAUUCCUGUAUUUUCCUGAGUUAUUUUAUAGCACUAUAUUUUUUACUGACAGCCUCUUUUAAUUACCCACUGAAAAACAAAACAGCAGCAUAACAAAAGAUUAACAAGCUGAGGAAAAAGGCCUGUACCUGUAUUUCUCUAUCACACUUUGAGACGAGGUUGUAUUUUGUUCAUGUGGUGAUGUCCUUCCAUUCAUUUUGUGAUUAUGUCUGAUAUUGUUUUUUGUUCUAGAUUUUAAGAAAUUAAAGGAUUAUGUUGACACACAGAUGAUAUACAAAAAAUCUUCCAACUUUAAUCUUCUGUAAUAUCUUAAUACAUUACACUGUAUAUAAGAAUGUAUAGAAAAAAACAAAUAUCUUCUCUUUUUCUAUACUUGGCUUGUAUGUUUGUAUGUUGUAUGCUUAUUUGAUUACAUGUAUGUUCUUUGUAUUUACUCCAAACUUACAAAUAUAUAGCAUCUUUAAACUCAAAAGGUUUUAUUAAAAUGUUUUCUUUUCUU
Thunnus maccoyii (southern bluefin tuna) is the source of this 3876-nucleotide messenger RNA. RefSeq names its product drebrin-like protein A. The coding region runs from base 250 to 2844 and encodes 864 amino acids. NCBI's taxonomy places the organism in Eukaryota, Metazoa, Chordata, Actinopteri, Scombriformes, Scombridae. The transcript has 16 exons. Gene Ontology annotation, biological process: regulation of actin filament polymerization. The record is from RefSeq and is a predicted model, not a curated record. Gene Ontology annotation, cellular component: plasma membrane; cortical actin cytoskeleton; site of polarized growth. Gene Ontology annotation, molecular function: actin filament binding.